AUGCAACGCCGCCCAUCGCUGGUGCCUGACUUGUUCCACAUCAAGCGGACUGCGGUAUUGGAAUCUCCACCCUCGGUACGAACGGAGGUCUGCGGGACCUACACCAGCCUCGAGUCUGCUCAAGCCGCUGCUCUUCAGCGACUCGAGAAUGAAGGCUAUUCUCGAUCUUCAUGGGAGGAGUAUGCUGAGAACGACCUUAACAGCGAAGCCUCUCCGUCCUGGCAAUACUCGGCUAGUGUCGUUGUUCACGCCCGCAAAGAUGGCGAAGUCCAUGAUAUCGAGAUUGAAAGCACUCCCAACUCCUUGGGCGUUCGCGCCAGAGCAGGCGGCGGACGGGUAGAGGACCAGCUGUUCUAUGUCCUCCGCACGAUUGAAAGUGAAGAUGGCUCCGUGAACAGCGAGAUCAGAAGCAUCCAUCUCUCCAAACAGGCAGCUGUAACAGCUGCUCUGGGCGAGUUAGUGAGCGGUGAACGAAACAAGGAUUGGUACCGCGAAUACAAAGAAGCAGCGAGCGUCAAUCCGCGAGAUGGAGACGCUGAAGGGCCCGAAGUGGUGGUAAAUGCGCUCGGGCAGACCGGGGAAAGGUAUGUCGUUAGUGUCACUCAUGAAAGCUGAGAACGUCAGGACGCGUCCGGUCUGCUAUCAAGAAUGCUAUUGUGUCUUUGGCCGAGCUGUGAUGGAAAUAUUGGGAUGUGGGUGUAUCAAAAUUGAAAAGGCGACUGUAUCCAGCGAGCUCGUGUGUAAUAGUUAGCAUAAUGUGA
Molecule: messenger RNA, 761 nt
Organism: Exophiala xenobiotica
Lineage: Eukaryota; Fungi; Ascomycota; Eurotiomycetes; Chaetothyriales; Herpotrichiellaceae
Exons: 1
Coding region: 1-615 (204 amino acids)
Source: RefSeq, a predicted model, not a curated record